Molecule: messenger RNA, 1500 nt
Organism: Pectinophora gossypiella (pink bollworm)
Lineage: Eukaryota; Metazoa; Arthropoda; Insecta; Lepidoptera; Gelechiidae
Product: inactive peptidyl-prolyl cis-trans isomerase shutdown-like
Exons: 4
Coding region: 116-1459 (447 amino acids)
Molecular function (GO): protein binding; peptidyl-prolyl cis-trans isomerase activity
Source: RefSeq, a predicted model, not a curated record
UUUAACUUUUUUUCGCUUGCAAAAUAAGAAGUUUAUUGUUGUUUCAUUUCAUUAUUUUUCUUUGAGAAAAACAUAUUUUAAAUUUGUUUAUAUACGCAUAGAUUGGAUCUAAAAUAUGGAUUUAAAGCCAUCAAUCGCAUUAGAAGAUGGUUUAGACUUGAAGCAAAUACUUACCACUGGUUCCACUCUCAAAAUUAACGCUGAUUAUGACGAGUCAGAAAUUCAACUAGAACCGGAUAGAUGUGGAGCUAAAACAGUUGAUUUUAUCGGGUGCCCUGUGAAAUCUUUCGCCGAGUUGGAAAAGCAGUUGACCCCAGUGGAUGCAGCUGGAUUCGUCAAAAAGAAAAUACUAGAAGAAGGUGGCGGUUUUCCACUCCACAGAGGCUGCACAGUGCAUGUUGCGUUUUCUGGGUACUGGGAGAAUGAUCCAGAACCGUUUGAUGUGACGAAAUCUGAUAAACCCUUGAUAGUGGAUAUGAAUGACAGUGGGCUGUUACCUGGUCUACAGAUGGCAAUAGAAUCAAUGCUAGUGGGGGAAAUGUCAGUGUUUCUCCUCACAUAUUUGGUUAUGUAUGGAGAGUUAGGGAUUCCUCCACGAAUCAAACCUAAAGCAAACUGUGUAUUCUACGUCAAAUUGAUCAAAAGCACAGUGACACCGAAAGAGAAGCUUGACUUACGGGAACCAAAUGUCUUUGAUAGGGUGUACCAUGAGGUUAAAAUGCUGUAUGCAUCAGGAGCUGUAUUAUAUAAAUCAAAGAAUUUUCCAGCAGCUAUACAACUGUUCCGAAAGGCUAUAUUUAUGCUGCACAAAUGUCGUCUAGCUGAUGAAAAUGAAGAGCAAAAGCAGGAAAAGAUGCUUCUAAAAUUAUACACUAAUUUGGCUGUUUGCUACAACAUAAUAAAACAGCCACAAAAAGCUUGUAUAGCUUGCAAUGAACUAAAUAGGUUAAACAAUCUGUGGAAUAAUGGAAAAGUGUUAUUCCAAAAUGCCAAAGCUUUAAGAAUGAUUGGGGAAUUUGAUGGCGCAGAAAAGAGGUUACGAAGGGCAAUGAAACUGUGUCCAGAUAGGAGAGAAUUAGAAGAAGAAUUACAACUUAUACAAAAGACCCGAGAAUCUUGUAAUCAAUCUAAAUUAAUCAUGAAAAAUAUAAGUAAUCAAAAGGAAGAAGCAAGUCAUGAGUUUAAAAGGGAAGUUGACAAUCUCAUUAAGAAUUUCAAAGAAAACUCUGAAUUAUUUAAAUUAACUAUUCCAGGCAGUCUUAAUGAUGCUGAAAAAGAUUAUAUAAGAGAAGCUUGUGUGAGAGAACAUUUACUUUUUAAUAAAGUUAAUAAGGAUUAUGCUUUAGAUAAAGAAGAGAGGACCAGCGAAGCUAGUGAGGACACAACACAAGAUUCUAAUGAAGACAAAUUGUAUGAUGAAUUAGGUAGAGACGUUGAGAAAUUAGAACUCAAGAGUUGAGACUUGUAAGACUAAUUAUAAAUAUAAUCAAUUUGUUAUAA